Mesorhabditis belari is the source of this 1710-nucleotide messenger RNA. The record is from the annotation of a GenBank genome assembly. Lineage: Eukaryota; Metazoa; Nematoda; Chromadorea; Rhabditida; Rhabditidae.
AUGGACCCAUCGCCACUGGAUUUGGAUCCGGCACUGCGUAAAGUGCUUUCUCAGCUUGCAACUGAUGUUACUCAACGCGUGCAUUGUUGUUGUGACGAUUGUCCACCGAGAGCAAAAGGUGGAUGGCGGUCACCGCUUCUUUUUGAGCACAUUAUCAACAGACAUGAAAAGAGUGUACCGAAAAACUGGAAAUGCACAUAUGAGCCAUGCCGUGGCACUUUUUUCAACACUCUUGAUGCCAUCUCGCACAAACAUGACCGAGGAAAGUCUUAUAUUCAACCCUACUAUGCCCAAGAAACAUUUUUGAGGGAUACAAAGGCCACCAGUAACCAGGAUUUUAAUGAAAAGCAAACAGCCUGGGAGAAACCGUGGUUUAUUUACAAUGAAACGAUGCUGAUCAACUCCGUCGACAAGUUGAUUCGAGAUGGGUACUUGUUGCCAGGACCACGGCUGUUUCAGCAAAACGAACGUACCGGCAGCAGCGCCAAUUCCAAUGCCAUUACUGAAAACCCAUCAACAUUGGGUGUCUCAUACUCUCGGCGGCGCCCACCAUCUCCACAACAGAAUCGAGAACCACCGCGGACAUUACCAGCGCCGGCGCCACUUCCAAAGUCAGCAGUCAGAAAUGAGAGAUCCUCUACCGGCUCGAACUUUCAAUCUUCACCAGAAAGCGUUUUCAAGACAAAACAACAAGAAACUUCUCCAAAGGUCAUGGAUGAACUAGAACGACGAGCGUACAUUAGACAAUUGAAGGAAGCUGAAUCGGCGAAGCAAUCGACGGGAAAAUCGGGUGAGGGAUCUGCACAACCGUCUACACCAAGACGGGGAACGGGCACUAUUCGGGUACCCCCGAUUCGUCCAAGGGAGCGCGGCGAAUCUCCCCCAAUGGCCGGAUCGACGACUCCUCGCGAUCGACCACAUCUUUCUCCUCGAGGAGGAACUUCACCGGGAUAUCAGCCAAACACCCCUAUGUAUGAAGGCGAAGACGAGGAGCCAGUGUUUAAGCCAAGUUGGGAAAGGAACCAAAACCAGAAUCCUGAUGUGGGGAUGCCAAUGACGCCAAUCUCUAGAGAUCCACGACUAGCCCUCGAGCAAUAUUCAACUCCAGCAGAGCCACAACGAUCUAAUGACUCAAAUCAGUACAUCGAACGCCACGGGGAAAUGAAUCAAAGAGAGAAUUUCAAUGAAAGAAGAUCCAUCUCGAGAAAUUCGGAGGAAAGACCCUCUAAUCAAAGUUCAAAUGAUCGUUCACAUCACUCAGAUCAAAGGGAUAAUCGAGGAAAUCGAGAUCCUCAGCAAGGCUACCAACAAAACGGUCAACAAAAACAGUCGAGAUGGGAGCACAGAAAUGGUAGACAAGACGAGCCAGCACAGCGAGCUCCACAACAAGGCGGAUACCAACAAAAUGGUCAUAAUCAGCACUGGGAAAAACGGGGAAAUAAUUGGAACCGAUUUGGUCAUGGAAACGAGCGCCCGGGUUCAAGAGGAGAGUACACUCCAUAUAACCGACGAAAUGAAGGCCAAUUCCAUCAAUCUUCGUCCUCGUACAGCGGCAAUCGAGCACUGGAGUCGGCAUCGAGACAAUCGAAACGACCUCGAACUCCAUCACCACCGCAGCGAGCCGAUUCACUAGAAAGAGGCCGAAGCUUGCAGAGGGGAAAAAUUGUGGAAGCGAAGAGGAAGCGCUCGUAUUCGAGGAGUGAUUCGGAU